CUCCGAUCUCCAGUGUUGACGCCAGCGAAGUGCCGAGCUGCUGUCGAUGUGGGAGCGGCGGCGGCGGCGGCAAGCCGACAUCCGCCCAGCUAACAGCGUAGAGAGCACGCGUUUUCGCGCUGCGUAAGCGCGGCUACCAGCCGCUACCCCAAGCCCGCCAUGAAAGGCGCCCGUCAGUCAAAGCCCGGCACGAUGUCCGCCAUCAAGGACGCGCACAUCGUCAAAAUCGCCGUCGAGAUGGACGAGCAAGUGCCGCAGCUCAUCGAGUUCGACCAGCAGCGACCACUCACGGCCAUCAUCCAGGACCUGUGCAACACCUGGGCGCUGGCCGAACCUGAACAGUACUCGCUCCAGUUCUCGGACAACGCUCGCUCCUACAUCACCGAGAAGAACCGAAACGACAUAAAGAACGGCUACGUCCUGCGACUGACGCACAGCCCCGCCAAGACGGCACAAGACAUCCUCGACAAACUUCACUCGAACAAGCCGGAUGACAUGCGGGCGGCCCUGGAACGUCUGCAGAGGCUUUCGUCGGACUACACGUUCGCUCUCGAGUUCAUAAACAAGCAGGGACACCAGUUGCUCAUCAACAUGGUCGAAGCGGGUACCUACACGGGCGACCACUUGGCGCUGACUUUGCAGUCGUUCGUCGAACUUAUGGAUCACGGCAUCGUCUUCUGGGACAUCUUGGAGCCCAAGUUUGUCGGCCGCGUCGCCAAUCAGGUGAAUGUCAACACGACUCAGGACACAAGGACGUUACAGGCAUCUCUCUCCAUACUGGAAUCUCUCGUCUUGAACGGCACCGGUCGCUAUGCCAUGGUAGACCAAGAGGUCACAUUACCGAAUCUUAUCAUGCACAUGCAAUCAUCAGCAGUUGAAAUACAGCAGUCAGCCGUGGCACUGAUCAAUGCACUCUUCCUCAAGGCCGAGAGCACCACAAAGCGCAAGACACUAGCAGCGACCCUGUCUUCGCGGCACAUCCGGAACGUCAUUGUUACAGCUGUCCUUCAACGUUCGCAACAGCAUGUUGGCACUGAAAUGGCUCAUCAGCUUUAUGUUCUUCAAACAUUGUUGCUCAAUUUGCUGGAGGAACGGCGUGUUGGUGUUGACCCAAAUGAUGCCGAGGCACGUGAACGAAUCCUUGAACUACGACGCAUUGCAUUUGAUGUUGAAGCUGAUGGUACUUGUAGCACUACAAGUGGUGGCCGGAAAGGCGGUGGCUAUGCAAAAGACUACAAGAAGUUGGGUUUCCAAAACCAUACCAACCCUAUUGAGGACUUUAGUGAACCACCUGGAAUAUUGGCAUUGGACAACAUGGUAUACUUUGCCAGAAAUCACACAGAAAGUUACACCAAGUUUGUUCUCGAGAACUCGUGCAGGGCUGAUGAGCAUGAGUGCCCUUUUGGCCGCAGCAGCAUUAGACUGACACGGCUUCUGGCUGAAAUCCUCAAGGUUGGUGAGCCCCCUACAGAGCAAGGAAAGACUUACUACCCAAUGUUCUUUACACACGACCAUCCAUUUGAAGAGUUCUUUUGCAUUGGCAUCAUGCUCUUAAACAAGACUUGGAAAGAGAUGAGGGCAACGACAGAAGACUUCAUCAAGGUCUUUAGUGUGGUCCAGGAACAGAUCAGCCGUGCCCUGGCCACAGAGCCGCCUCUCAUGAGUCUCGACAAGUUCCGCAGUAAGCUUGCAACACUGACCUACUCGGAGAUCAUGAACCUGUGGCAGCAGGAACAGUCUACGAGGGAGGAGUGGGAGAGCCAAGCCAAGCCCAUUAUCGAACUACGAGAACAGGUCACGCCAGAGAUAAUGGACCUCAUCCAGCAGCAGAGGCUGCAGUUCCUCUGUGAAGGCACACUGUUCACCAAGUACUCAGCAAAGGGUCACAGAAUCAAGGACAAGUUCUGGUACUGCAGACUGUCACCGAGCCAGAAAGUCUUCCACUACGGCGACUGCGAGGAAAACGCAAUGCCCAGCCUCGAAGAGCUGCCGCACAAGCUGCCUGUGAUCGAGAUCAGAAGUCUGGCAACUGGCCGUGAGUGCCCGUACAUGAAAGACACCCGCAAGGCAAAGUCGACAGCUUCGCUGGCAUUUUCUCUCAUACCAGACUCGAACCAGGAACCACUCAACUUUGUAGCAUCAAAUGAAAAGAUCUUCGACUACUGGACAGAUGGCAUCAAUGCCUUGUUGGGCAAGAAGAUGGUCAGCAAGGAAACAAAAAAUGACUUAGAAACUCUGCUUAGUAUGGAGAUCAAACUGAGGCUCAUGGACACGGAAGGUGUGGACAUCCCGGAGAGCCCUCCUCCAAUUCCUAAGGAACCGCCUAAUUUUGACUUCUGCUACGAGUUCAAGUAGUAUGUCAGACGGUGAUAAGUGUCCAACCCUGUGCACAGUCACUUUCAAAUGAACCGUGCUGAAGAUUUCAUGUGCUUGCCCCCUUUCACCGAGUGCUUUCGCUUGCUCUUUUCAUUUUUACCUCUUUCAUUCUAAUCUUCUCAUCUCCGAUCUCCUGCCUAGCCUCAUCGCAGAUUUUUUCACUUUGCUUGUUGGCACCAUUCUAAAUGUGCAAUUCGUCGCACUAGGUCUCCACAUAACGAGCUGUUUUAACAUUCCAUCGCAUAAUUCUAGAGUAAUAUUUAAGUGACAUGUAUUUAAAAAUACGGACAAAGAGCAUGAGCUCAGUUGAACAGUAUUUUACGUCAAUGUUGUGGAAAGCUGUUUUGGAGCAUUUAGCAGGUACUUGUUCUUUGUGGACAUAUUGAUGAUCAGUAAUUUUGUAAACAGAAGGCUUGGAACUACUUUUUUCUUGCAUGCUCUUUACUUACAAAUUAGCAUGGACAUUUAGCUUUCAUUUUAUAUUCUUUCUAACGCAUCCUUAAACAUAUGCUUCACUGUCAUACCCUCCAAUUGUCUUCCAUUCAUUUAUGUACAAAGCAUCUUUGUUGUAAAGUGCUGUGGAAAAACGUUA
Dermacentor albipictus is the source of this 2968-nucleotide messenger RNA. It is a transcript of the gene Ced-12, whose product is annotated as engulfment and cell motility Ced-12. The record is from RefSeq and is a predicted model, not a curated record. NCBI's taxonomy places the organism in Eukaryota, Metazoa, Arthropoda, Arachnida, Ixodida, Ixodidae. Gene Ontology annotation, cellular component: plasma membrane. Gene Ontology annotation, biological process: cell motility; actin filament organization.